GCCCGGUAUUUCAUUUUAAUCCGCUGUGCGAAGGCGAAAGGAUGGAACAUAAUUUAUCCGGGACGAUUCGAUCAUUUCUUCUUAUUUUGGCGCUGUCUACGUGCUGUCUCACGGCUGCUCCACCUGAUCUGCAAGCAAGAGUUGAACAACUUGAGAAAAACUAUGUCGAAAUUAAAGAACAUUUGGAAGCUAAAAUUAUUGAUUUGGAGACGAAAGUCGGUCGACUGGAAGCCAAAAUUGAAAAACAGGAUUCACUUUUGGCCGUUCUCGAAAAAGGACAUGACCCUUUGAAAGAUAAUGUCGCCAUCAAUCGACCCCGUCGUCAGAUCGCAACUCAUCGUACUUGCCAGGAAAUCUACGACGCAAAUCCGUCGCACUCCUACGGCAUGUAGGUCUACUGGAUUGAUCCAGACGGACAAGGCAUCGGUGAUCCACCAAUCCACGUCGAUUGCUUCCGGUAGGCGAGGCGGCUGCAUAUAUCUGGUGGUAUCUUAUAUCUGAUAAAUAGUGGCGGUGGGCGGAUACUUUCAGGGGCGCAACAUCCAUUUCGCAUGACAGCCAGUCGGAAAUGGGCAUUGGAAAUUGCACAGAACCCGGAUGUUACUCGAGGCAAAUCAAAUAUAACGCAAGCGAUAGACAAAUCCAAGCGUUGAUUCAAUUGUCUGAACGCUGCUUCCAAAGCAUUUGGUACGAUUGCAGAAACUCGCCAUUGAAGUACAACGGGACCGUCUAUGCUUGGUGGAUCGACAAAGACGGGAAAAGGAAAGAGUUUCGCAGUUUGGAGAAUUGCGACAACCUCGAUGACACAGAAAAGUCUGAAUUCAUUUUUAUAAAGGAUCAAGAUACGUUGCCUGUCACGCGCGUCCAUUUCAGCAACCCGUUUAAGGGCUCCGGCAAACAAGAAGUGAGACGGUUAUUCUGUUCCGGUAAGGCAGAAACGCAGCCAAUGCCGAGAUCGUGCGACGAUUUGUGGCGGAUGGGACACACUCUCAACGGAAUCUACUCAGUCAGGGGAGCUAAACAAAUAGAAACUGUUUUCUGCCAAUUUGAUAAACGAUAUGUUGAACAAGAAUUCCAGAAGAGGAUUGGAUAUCAAGACAUAAAAACAAAGCCAACAUAUUUCUACGUACAGAAAGACAAAAAUUUUUCGGAAAGAAACGUUCCACUACCGUUCGAGCUUACCAUAGUCAACAUUGGAGGGGCCAUGGAUUUGCCAAGCGGCGUAUUCACAGCACCCGUCAACGGAAUUUACUUCUUUUCCUUUGCUGGACUCGCGCAAUUUCCGAUGCUUACAGGUCCAGAUCCAGUUCCAGUGCAAAGGGAACUAGGCGCGAAUCUUCACAAAAAUGGUGAAAGAAUAGCAAUCAGUCAGGUUAAUAUAGGCUACCUCGUAUAUCCGGAUAAUCGAAGUCCAAUCACCCUUCAAAGUACUGUAUCUUUGCGAGCUGGAGACAAAGUAUGGAUCCAGAUAUAUAUUGGGAUCAGUGGGGGGUUUCUAUACGACGAGAGGCAAGCGGAAGUGGACCAGGGUUCCCACACGCAUUUUAACGGGUGGCGUUUGGAAGAAGAAAUCUGAAUAAUGCAGAGGUUUUCCACAACCCCAAUGUGCCAGCAAAUACUACAACCACAAACAACAGGCACCAACGAACAUAAAACGUCCUUCAAUCCCAUUAUCAAUGUACGUUCAUGUCUCUGUAGGGACAUUAUAGUCUUGCAAACAGCAAUUACCUGGCUGUUUUACCAACUGCACAUGUGUGAAUCUCAUUCUAUAUGAUUGCUGAACAUGUUUUUGCCAUCGCCGCUUAUUUUCAGGAUUGAUUUGCGUGAUGGAAACUGAGCAUGAUGAAAUAAUGUUUUAUUUUUAUUUUUACUCUAGAUUUCCUAGUUGUCGAUUCUCUGCAGUACAAAACUGUUCAGUAACAUUGGUUUGGCCUAUGCACGAUGUUUGUUGAUACAUUAAAAA
Molecule: messenger RNA, 1963 nt
Organism: Daphnia carinata
Lineage: Eukaryota; Metazoa; Arthropoda; Branchiopoda; Diplostraca; Daphniidae
Exons: 5
Coding region: 569-1576 (335 amino acids)
Molecular function (GO): protein binding
Source: RefSeq, a predicted model, not a curated record